This is a messenger RNA of Cuculus canorus (common cuckoo), 4029 nucleotides long. Its product is annotated as S-adenosyl-L-methionine-dependent tRNA 4-demethylwyosine synthase TYW1. The transcript is spliced from 16 exons. Gene Ontology annotation, molecular function: catalytic activity; 4 iron, 4 sulfur cluster binding; FMN binding. NCBI's taxonomy places the organism in Eukaryota, Metazoa, Chordata, Aves, Cuculiformes, Cuculidae. The record is from RefSeq and is a predicted model, not a curated record. Gene Ontology annotation, biological process: wybutosine biosynthetic process. The coding region runs from base 112 to 2316 and encodes 734 amino acids.
GAAAAGCCGUCCGGGGGGAAACAGGAGAGGCGGCCGGAAGGGCAGGAAGGCGGCACCGGGCUGGUGGGAGCGGUGGAGCGGAGCGGAGCGUGGGGCGGUUUAGAUGUCUCGAUGGAUCCGUGGAGCUUUUUCUAUACUUGCCUGGUGUCUGCAUUGCUGCACAGAUUUUACAUCUAUGCUGCUAUUGCUUUUGGGGUGAGCGUUUGGAUCGUCAUCCAGUUCCUCAGCACUAGGAAGAAAGUGACUGAACAUGGUGAAAAUUCCAAUAGGAAUCCAGCUCCUUCAGAAGGCGUAGAAGGCAAGCUACUAAAUGGAUGUGCCACCCCGCAGGCGAAGGAGGUCCAUGUUGCUGGGGUAAAGAUUUUCUAUGGGUCUCAGACUGGCACAGCAAAGAGAUUUGCCACAGGUCUGGCUGAAGCAGUUGUUUCCCUUACUUUGCCUGUGGAAGUCAUUAGCAUGGGCGACUAUGAUCCUGAUGAUUGUUUAGCAGAGGAGACAACCAGCAGGAACGUCUGUGUGUUCUUGGUAGCUACGUACACAGAUGGACAGCCAACCGAGAGUGCAGCGUGGUUCUGCAAGUGGUUAGAAGAGGCUGCAAACGACUUCCGCUUUGGGAAAACGUAUCUGAAAGGCCUGAGAUACGCUGUGUUUGGCUUGGGAAACUCUGUUUAUGUUGAUCAUUACAACACAGUUGGAAGAAAUAUUGACAGGUGGCUGUGGAUGCUCAGUGCCAGCCGUGUCAUGACUCGUGGCGAGGGGGACUGUAACGUGGCUCAGAGCAGGCACGGAAGCAUUGAGGCUGACUUUGAAGCCUGGAAAGCCAAGUUCCUCAGUCAGCUCCAGGCUCUCUGCAGAGGGGAGAAGUCCUGCAGCGGCAAGUGCAAGAAAGGGAAGUGCAAAUCUCUGGGGAAGCAGAGCAAAGAGAGCUCAGAUCAUGAACACUGGGCGUCAGAACACGAGAACACUGAGGCAGAGGAGUUGUUUGAAACCAGUAGUGAGGAAGAGGCUGAUGCUGAGGAAGCUGGAGGCGCAAAUUCAGUCAUUGAUGUUGAAGAUCUGGGCAACAUGAUGAGCCACAUGAAGAAAGCAAAGAGAGAACGUGAGCUCGAAGAAGGAGAUGUUGGAACGAGCCUCACUGGAGGGAAUGCUGGGAGGAAGGAGGAGGGUGAGAAGAGAGAGAUGAUAACCCCAGCUCUGAGAGAAGCGCUCACAAAACAAGGUUACAAGCUGGUUGGAAGCCAUUCUGGGGUGAAACUCUGCCGAUGGACAAAAUCAAUGCUUCGAGGCAGAGGAGGCUGCUACAAACACACGUUUUAUGGAAUUGAGAGCCACCGCUGCAUGGAGGCCACGCCAAGCCUGGCUUGUGCAAACAAAUGUGUCUUUUGCUGGAGGCAUCAUACAAAUCCAGUGGGCACAGAGUGGCGAUGGAAAAUGGACCAACCUGAAAUGAUCUUGCAGGAGGCUAUUGAGAACCACCGGAAUAUGAUCACGCGGUUCAAAGGUGUGCCGGGAGUAAAAGCAAAUCGCUUUGAGGAAGCAAUGACAGCAAAGCACUGCGCACUCUCACUGGUGGGAGAGCCCAUCAUGUACCCAGAGAUCAACCGCUUCGUGAAGCUCCUGCACCAGCACAGCAUCUCUAGUUUCCUGGUUACAAAUGCACAGUUCCCAGAUGAGAUAAGGAACCUUGAGCCAGUAACGCAGCUGUACGUCAGCGUGGAUGCCAGCACCAAAGAGAGCCUGAAGAGAAUUGAUCGACCCCUCUUCAAGGAUUUCUGGCAGAGAUUUCUGGAGAGUUUAAAAGCCUUGUCUGAAAAGCAACAGCGCACUGUUUAUAGGCUGACACUGGUGAAAGCUUGGAAUGUGGACGAACUCAAGGCCUAUGCUGACCUGAUAUCCCUCGGUAAACCAGACUUCAUAGAGGUCAAGGGUGUGACAUACUGCGGUGAAAGCUCAGCCAGCAACCUCACCAUGGCCAACGUCCCCUGGCACGAGGAGGUGGUGCACUUCGUCCAGGAACUGGCUGACCUCAUCCCCGACUAUGAAAUCGCCUGUGAGCACGAACACUCAAACUGUCUCCUGGUAGCUCACAAGAAGUUCAAGAUCAACGGGGAGUGGUGCACCUGGAUCAACUACGACCGCUUCCAGGAGUUGGUACAAGAGUACGAGAGGAGCGGAGGGUCCAAAACUUUCACAGCAGCCGAUUACACAGCCAGAACUCCUCACUGGGCACUGUUUGGGUCCAGAGAAAGGGGAUUUGAUCCCUUGCAUGUAAGAUACCAGCGGAAGCGCAAAGCAAGAGAUGUCUCUGGCUGCUGAGCUUAGGUUGGGACUUGCUGAACUCUGGGCUGGCUGCUGAAUUUUGUUCUCCAUUUCUUGGCUAACACUGAUUUUUAUUCUAUUCACCUAUAUUUUUUGAUGCUUUAUAUUGAGGAGGGUAAAGCCUUUAUUUAACCCUUCCCUCCUGUUUUUAGGAUUUCUUGGAUGAAAAUAUUUAUAAUGCUUUCUGUCUUAAGAUAAAUAACAAAUGGUGCAUGCCAGCAAUCUAUCAUAACUCGCAGUGUGAUGAGGGAGGCAGUGGCUGUGGUCUUCGCAGCGAAGAGUGUUUGGAGUUGCAUGUGGAGGGGGAGCGUUUGUUUGACUUCUGAGUGCUUCAGCGAGGAGACCCUGGUGUGUGCUGGCACCCCGUUCAGCAGCAGAACAUUCCAUGUCCAUAAAGAAAAUUGCCAAGGGGGUUUCAAAGCCACAGCCUCACUGGAUAUAUGCAAGCGGAACCACAGAAUGGUCUGGAUCUAAAAGCCCGAGCCCUGCUGGAAGUGUCACUGUGCAGACAGUAACGAAGAUUUACGGACUUUAAAUGCAGGUGCCAAUUCCUAUAAAGACCCCAACCCCAAGAAGCUUGGCAAUAGUUUAAUAGUGACAGCACUGCUCUUAAUAUUGUCUGCAACUUCUGUAUUUUCCAGCUUCAUGGCUUUGGCAGUGAAUAGUUUCAGAGUAGUUCUAUCCCACUCUCCAACAGCCCUGAACAAUACGUAUAAUUCUUCCAAGUCCCAUUAGGCACCCGCUGUGAGAGUCCAGUGUCCUGCUGCUGGUGAGGACGUGCUGUGAGGAGCCUGCAGGUAGGGUUCCUUCGUUCCACACAGUCCAGGUGACAGUGUCGCUGCUGGUUUGGGCAGAGGUGGUAAUCUGAUGAAAAUGGAAAUUGAAUCCAUUUGAGAUCUCUUGUGUCAAGAAACUAACUGUCUUAGUUUGGAGAGGUAACGUCUGGGCACAAGGUCCAGCAACAUGUCCAUCGGUGUUGCCCUUGGAAACCCUGGCAUUCUGGAGGUACUGCAGCCCAGCUGGAAAAGUGCAUUUAAAUGAGAGGGAGGUGGGUUAUUUUCUCUUGGGAAAAUCCCCACUUUCAUGUGCCAACAAUCUUUCCCUUUCCGUAUAUGCAACCUCUGUGUCAGCUGCAGGCCCUGAGGAGCUGCAAAGGAUCCGUGUGCAAAGAGCCAGGGCAGACCCUGAUGUCCAGCCACGUUGCUGAAGGCUGUACGGCUGCGGUAUUUCCUGGCUUGCCUCCCACGCCUCUGCCAAAGGCUUUCACCCUCCGGCAGCCCCGAGGCACGGGGCAGCUCUGGCCACUCUCUUCCAUCCCUGUGCCCAGCCAGCCUUUCGGGGUGAAUGAGCUGUGGUGUAGGGGGGCAGUGGACAGUGGGGUUCCCCUGUGACCUCAGUCUGCUGCACAGUGGCUUGACCUGCUCCAGCCGAGGAGCCUGACUGAACCAGCUGCAGAAAGAGCUUUAGUUUAGACCCAGAGGUGUCAGCUGCUGAUGGGAAGGAAAAUGAUCACAUUGUUCUCCCGUUGAACUCCAGGAGCACAGAUCAGAGGCAUUCACAAUGCCCCCACAUUUACGGAGAGGCCCAUAAGCCUGCGAUGCCAGGUGCCCCCGACACUGGGGACAGGACUCUUCUUGAGAUGAUGAUUAUUUUUCAAAAAUGAACCUUUUCUUAAACUGUAAACAGUGUUUCUAAGGAAGAAAGAAAAUA